Messenger RNA from Oppiella nova, 285 nucleotides. The record is from the annotation of a GenBank genome assembly. Lineage: Eukaryota; Metazoa; Arthropoda; Arachnida; Sarcoptiformes; Oppiidae.
AUGAUCGCCAAAACCCGGGAAUGUCUGCACCCAAACCCCACCCUCAGGGCUAAAGUUGUGGUCAAUAACAAGAUAAUGGGCACCAAAUGGGAGAGGUAUGAGCACUCGGAGCUCGAUUUGUUGACACAAAUCAAGUACUCACUCGAAGACGACGUGAAACACAACUUUUUGGAUCCGCUAAGUCGUUUGCAGAGCGCAGACCUUCGGGAGUGUAUGAAUUCGCGGCGCAAACUGGAGGGUCGGCGACUCGACUACGACUGCACGAAACGCAAGAAGUCUAAGUGA